This is a messenger RNA of Fusarium keratoplasticum, 1200 nucleotides long. RefSeq lists its product as uncharacterized. Lineage: Eukaryota; Fungi; Ascomycota; Sordariomycetes; Hypocreales; Nectriaceae. Bases 1 to 1200 code for a protein of 399 amino acids. The record is from RefSeq and is a predicted model, not a curated record. The transcript has a single exon.
AUGUUUUCCACCAAGUCGGUCAACUCGCUCAAGAACCUCUUCGCCUCCUACCACGAACCCCUCCCCCUGUCCAAACAGCAGUCUCAGAAACUACUCGACGGUCUCAAGACAUCCUUUCGAAAACAGCUCGACCGCGAGUAUGGAGAAUCCUCCGAAAGCCCACCGCCUGCCACGAAACAUGCCGAUCCGCCUAAGCCUAUCCGAUUAUCCGCUACGAACCGGCAUUUGAAGGAUAUCCUCGCGAAUCCCCUCUUCAGCUAUAACAAGGAUGUCACAUCAACAUUCCCCACGAAAAUAUCUACGUCAGCGCUGGUCGCUCCGCAACGCGAUCCCAUGGAGGUUUUCGAUCAUGCCGUGGCUAGAGGAUUGAUGACACCGAAGGCCGCCAUUGGUUGUAUGAUUGCCAAGUCAAAGCAGCUACAAGCACAGGAGCCUGGCCUCGGAGGUCUUGCCUCGGCAGGAACAGCAGCGCGUAUUGUGCGAUGGCUCAAAUCAUGCGGCGCAGAACAAGAUCUUCGAUUCCUGGACAACCAGACUUUUGUUCGAACAUUGGCUCCAUUCUUGGUUGCUGAGGGCAUGGAGGAAGUAGCUUGGGAGUGGUUAUCGCGGACAAUCUACGAUCCUUCUAGCAAGUUGUCCAAGGAGAAGCGCCUGAAGAGGGCAUCUCAUCUUCUUGGUGAGCUUGUCCGGACAAAAUGCCAACCCCAGUACGGCAACCUCGAUUCGGGCAUUUCCACCAUGCUGCAAGCGCAGGAAAUGUUCAGAGCCAGUCCUCUGCUCUCGGAACUAUUGGUCUCCUCGUGGAGAUCGGUCUCGUGGUUCUCCACAGUCGAGGCCUACAGCCGUCCCGCGCCAUCCGAGGAGCUCUUUGACGCCCACAUCGCAACGGCUGAUCGUCUACCGCAGCCAUUCCUCAUGGAGCGAGCUCACCUUCACCUCUAUCACCCAACACAUCCCGACCACGUACCAGCGCUCCAGUUCUUCAAGGACAAGGAAAGACUACGGAGACUGGUGCAUGCUGUUGGGCCUAAGAAGUCGAGACCUGAGAAGUUGAGCGUCGUCUCCUGGCUUGCGUUCCUUGGACAUGACACCGUCAAUCAUCUGACUCAGUCGGGCAGAACUCAAGAGGCGCAGGGAGUAACGGAGUUGUUGCAGGCGGAGGUUGCGAACCUAUUCAACGACAAGUUGGAGCCAGCUUGA